This is a messenger RNA of Laccaria bicolor S238N-H82, 195 nucleotides long. RefSeq lists its product as uncharacterized. The record is from RefSeq and is a predicted model, not a curated record. NCBI's taxonomy places the organism in Eukaryota, Fungi, Basidiomycota, Agaricomycetes, Agaricales, Hydnangiaceae. The transcript has a single exon. The coding region runs from base 1 to 195 and encodes 64 amino acids.
AUGGAAUGGGUGACAAGAUACUUCUUGUACCAGGUGAACAAGUGGAGUGCAUGGCAAAAAAUGGCAGCAGACCAAGCAAAGCCUGGGCAUGUUUGCUAUGCUGAACAUCAGAAGGAUCUGUGGAAUAUGCUUGCCAUCGAUGUGGAUAACAGGUUUCAAUUGUCCAACCAUUAUUAUAAGCCGCUUGUCAUGUAA